AUGAUUAAUGCAUCAGAACCAAAACAUCAGAAAUUACCAAGAGAUAAAAUUACACCAGAAUAUAUUGCUCAAAUUAGAGCAUUGAGGAGAGAAAGACAUGAAAGAGAACAACGAGAAUUGGAAUUGAAACAAAUAAGAACAAAAUUUUUCAUUAAAAGACCUAUUCUUUAUGUUCCCAACAAACAAGAGCAGCGGCAACAACAAAAAGUAGCUCAUGAUAAUCAAUUUAUUAAUAUAAAAAUUAUGACAUACAACACUUUAGCACAGACGUUAAUUAGAAGAACAACCUUCCCUGAUUCAGACGACGCUAUUAAGUGGCAUAAUAGGUCUAAGGUUUUAAUGAGAGAAAUUAAAUACUACCAUAGCGACAUACUUUGUUUACAAGAAGUAGAUAAAAUACAAUGGGAAAGGUUCUGGGCUGAAGCUUUAGCGGAAGUGGAUUAUAAAGGUGAGUUUUUCACAUAUCCAGGUAAAGUCCAUGGUGUGGCAAUUGCAUGGAAUACAGAAAUAUUUGAUGAAAACCCGGUUGAUGUCAUCCCACUGAUCUUAGAUAAAAUUAUUGCAGGUGGUAAUAUACGUACUUCCACUAGAACAAGAAGUGUGGCAUUAAUAGUUGCACUAAAAUUUAAACAAACCCAUACACAACCCUCUAUCUCAGAUAAACCAAAUGGUAUUAUUGUAGCCACAACGCAUUUAUUUUGGCAUCUUUUUGGCACUUUUGAAAGAACAAGACAAUGUUACAUUAUUUUAGAAAAAUUGCAUCAUAUUAGACAAAGAUUGAUUCAUUCAGGAUUAUGUAAAUAUUGGUACACUUUUUGGACCGGUGAUUUUAACUCACAACCUUGUGAUCCACCCUAUUUAUCUAUUACAGAAAAACCAAUAAAAUUAACUGGUAGACCUAAAGCAAUUAUUGAAUGUAGUACAUCUUACCAGUACUCAAAAAGGAGAAACGGUGAAUUAUCUAAUAAGAGUGACUCCAGUGAUAGUGAAGGUAAUAACGAUGAUGAAGAAGAUUCCAUACCUGAUAAUCAACCUACUGAGCCUAGACCAUACACUUAUGUUGCGACUCCAGAACAGUCUACAUUAGUUCAAAAAUUGCUUGAUUUACAUAAUAGAGUACCAUUAAAAGCUGUUUCUUUGUACGGUUUAGGAUAUCAUUUAGUGCAUCCUGAAAAUUCUAAUCCAUCUACAACAAAUAGCGAACCCCAAUUGUCCCAUAUAUCGUUAAAAUGGGAAGGUUUAUUAGACUAUAUUUUUCUUGUGAAACCAUGGGAUCCAACAAAUAGUGAAGAGUCAAGUAAUCAAGAUAUAAUUGAAAAUGUUGAGAGAGAUUGUCACCUACAUAUUAAGGGAUAUUUAAAGAUGCCUUUAGCUGAGGAAAUGCCUCACCAUACAGAACCACAUACCGGGGAAUAUCCAAGUGAUCACUUAGCCAUGAUGUGCGAUUUGGAAUUAGAGUUAUAA
Messenger RNA from Arxiozyma heterogenica, 1464 nucleotides. It is a transcript of the gene NGL3, whose product is annotated as 3'-5' poly(A) RNA exonuclease. The transcript has a single exon. Lineage: Eukaryota; Fungi; Ascomycota; Saccharomycetes; Saccharomycetales; Saccharomycetaceae. The record is from RefSeq and is a predicted model, not a curated record. Gene Ontology annotation, molecular function: poly(A)-specific ribonuclease activity. The coding region runs from base 1 to 1464 and encodes 487 amino acids.